Molecule: messenger RNA, 1170 nt
Organism: Cannabis sativa
Lineage: Eukaryota; Viridiplantae; Streptophyta; Magnoliopsida; Rosales; Cannabaceae
Exons: 3
Coding region: 1-1170 (389 amino acids)
Source: RefSeq, a predicted model, not a curated record
AUGGCAGACACCGAUGACGAGAUUGAGUUACAAUCAGUGUACGUAGCUACAUACCUUGUUCAGCAUUAUUAUACAACAUACAUUGAAAAGACUCCUUGUAUGAAUUCUUCUCAAACUGGUCAUAUGUGGUUGAUGGAAAUAUUACAAGGAAAUGAAAGUAGAUGUUAUAGAAUGUUUAGGAUGGAGAAAUAUGUUUUUAUUAAAUUAUGCAAUGAACUGGAAGCUAAUUAUGGAUUUGAGGGUUCAAAAAGGAUGUGUACUCUUGAAAUAUUAGGAAUGUUUUUAUUUACAUUAGGUCACGGCGCUGGAAACCGAUUAACACAAGAGCGAUUCCAGCACUCAGGCGAGACAGUUAGUCGAUAUUUCAACAAGGUUUUAGAUGUUUUAUGUCAUAUGAGUAUAGAUGUAUUAAAACCACCAGACCCAGAAUUUAAAGAUGUUCCUGUAGAGAUAUUGAAAGAUUCUAGAUAUAUGCCUCAUUUUAAGAACUGUAUUGGUGCAAUAGACGGUGUACAUGUAAAUGCCGUAAUUCCACCUGAAGAUCAAGUACCAUUUGUUGGUAGAAAAGGGGUACCAACUCAAAAUGUUAUGGCAAUAUGUAAUUUUGAUAUGCAAUUUAUAUAUGCAUAUGCUGGGUGGGAAGGUUCUGCUCAUGAUACAAGAAUUUUCUAUUCAGCUUUACGUGAUUCAACUUCAAAUUUUCCAAAACCACCCCAAGGAAAAUAUUAUUUAGUGGAUGCGGGAUACCCACAAAUUACAGGUUUUUUAGGACCAUAUAAAGGCCAAAGAUACCAUCUUCCACAAUUUCAACGAGGUAGCAAACCUACUGGUUAUAAAGAGGUAUUCAACCAGGCACAUUCUUCUCUUCGAAGUGUUAUUGAAAGAACUUUUGGAGUAUGGAAGAAAAGAUGGAAAAUAUUAAGAGAUAUGCCUAGUUAUCCAUACCAGAAGCAAGUAAAAAUAGUAAUUGCAUCAAUGACCUUGCAUAAUUAUAUUCGAAGGCAUGCAAAACGUGAUCGACAUUUUGAGAAAAUUAGAGACAAUCCAGAUUAUUGUGCAAGUGAUCAAACUAAUAUUGAAGAUGAAGAUGAGACAACUAGAGCUUCAAAUUUAAAUGAAAUGGACAAUAUCAGAGAUUUGAUUGCUGCAAGUUUAAUAGGACAUAAUUAA